AGAGAGGUAGUGUGCGGAUUUCUAAGACAUUUUAGUUUCAGGAGAAAUAUUGUUUUGCGACCUCUAUGUAAUUAAGACUUAGUUAGUUCGGUCAAUAUCCCGCACUGUUUGAUAACCAUGAGACACUUGAAGGGGACUUAAUUCAUCAUGAAGUUGAAGCCAUACUUCAGCAGUACCCAGGCUUGACUGUCCGUGAGUGUACCAGGUUAUGUGAUGAAAAGUUUGAUAUGAGUGACCCAGACGAUGAACAACUGACCACUGAUCUGUGUCAUCAUGCUUGUGACUGGUGAUUUGGUUCACCAUGAGGUCGAAGCCAUCAUGAAUCAAUAUCCACACCUGACCAUUCAUGAGUGUACCGUCAGAUGUGACGCACUGUUUGACAUGGGCACCACAGCGGACGAGCAGGCAACUGAUGAUCUUUGUCGGCAUGCAUGCGAAUGUGAAAUAAGACAAAACUGUGACGCUCACACUCACCCGCCGCACCCGACACAACAGCCACCAAAUGGACGUUAAGACGUCAGAAUGGACUGGGCUUACUCAACAUCUUUAAAAAACCAACUUCCACUAGAAACUCUUUUGAUUAUUUGUUUGUUUUCUUUGCUUCUAUUGGUGAAUAAAUCAUUCAGCAUAACA
This is a messenger RNA of Biomphalaria glabrata, 633 nucleotides long. RefSeq lists its product as uncharacterized. The transcript is spliced from 4 exons. Lineage: Eukaryota; Metazoa; Mollusca; Gastropoda; Planorbidae. The record is from RefSeq and is a predicted model, not a curated record. Bases 274 to 513 code for a protein of 79 amino acids.